Trichobilharzia szidati is the source of this 1281-nucleotide messenger RNA. The record is from the annotation of a GenBank genome assembly. Lineage: Eukaryota; Metazoa; Platyhelminthes; Trematoda; Strigeidida; Schistosomatidae.
GCAGAGCGUCAGUUAAUGGUGUGCGUUACGCAUCAGCAUGGUGGUUUUUGUGUGCACGCAGUGCAAUGCCACAUUAAAAAAGUCUGCAGUAAAAAAUCAUCUAUCUUUUAAGAAGUGUACUAUGGUAUCAUGUGUGGAUUGUCACAAAGACUUUGAUAUAAACUCAGUGGAAUCUCACUGCAUCUGUAUUUCGGAAAAGGAGAAGUAUGACAAGGCAAGGUUCAAAGAGUCAUCAAAAGGCAACAAAGUUUGUACACAAUCAGAAUGGAUCAUGAAAAUCGAAGAUUUAAUUGAAAAUUGUCAGUCGACAAACCAUAAGAGACUUCUUGAAAAUCUACGGGGCUGCCACAAUAUACCGAAAAAGAAAAAUAAAUUCGAGAACUUUAUGAAAUCGAAAUAUCGUGGUAUACCACCUCAAACCAUUGAUGAGAUAUGGAAAUUAUUAGAGUCCGUAAAACCUGUGCCUAAAAACACUGUCCCAUCGUUGUCACAGGAGAAUGUAUCUGUUGAGGAACCGAAGUCUAAAAGACAGAAGGUAGACGUUAAUGGAUGUCAUUUCCAGUUGUCUGUCCAACAUGUACAGCAUAUCUUGACAGAAUUUGGCGGUAAAGCACCGUUCAGCGAUGUGAGGAAAAAGAUUUACAGUACAUACAAAGCCUCAGUUACUUCUCCUGAGGAAUGCAUAACAAAAAAGGAAUUCAAAGCUAAUCUGUUAAACUUCAUUCAAGACUCCGAGAACCUAGUUUAUUCACCCACUGACGGAACAAUCAGCAUAACUACCAAAGGCGAUCUUCCUCAAACACGUGUUGGUAAGUGACUGGUUUUGUUUACCCGAAUCAUAGAUUCAACUCGGACUUCAAACUCUCAAUCACAUCACGUCAAAGAAGUUCCCGUUAACGAAGCUGAUCAAGUACACAAGUCCAAGAGCAUGAAAAAAUUACUAAAUACAACACUACAGGAAUUCGGUGGACGAAUUUCACUGAAGAAGCUUGUUAAAAAGGUCUAUGUACAAACUCUAGGUCCAGAUGGUCAAAACACAACCUAUUCUACUAAAGAUGAACUGAAAAAUGAAAUUGUGCGUAAAAUUAAUAAAAGUAAAUCUAUUAAACUUUCAGAGGACGGUAAAUUGGUUGAACUCUGUACAUAGAAUCAUGUAUAUAAUAAUUUGUAUAAAAUUAUUUAAAUCUACGUAUUUAUUUCAGUCAGUCUUUAUUCUUUUGAUACACACCAAGGUGGCAUUAAACUCUAGUUUAAUUUAAAGUUGUCGAAAAAUGUAUGGGU